GACGAGCUCAAGCAGCGGCUACUCCAUGGCGAGAAGUUUGAUGCAACUGAGAAUAUGCCCCCCGGUAUAUACUCGCGUGGAACGAUCUGUAAUCCACCCGAAACCACCAACAACGUAUUGGGAAUACCACCUGAUGAGGUAAAUAAACUCAUAUACGAGAUCCGCGAGAUCAGGCAAUUGCUGUUCUGCCGCCUCCUCAUCUCUCAUGCUACACUUCUGCCAGCGGCCUUGAGAGCUUCGACACCGGAAGAAUUCUUAGCGGACCCUGCGGUGACACCAGCGGAGCUCAGAGACUUCUCACUGAGAUUCGAACAACCAACUUUGCAAGAAGUGCGGGAUGCAUGCGCGGACUUUGCUCGUGGCAAUGAAGAAUUAGACGAUGAUCAAGUAGAUGUGUCGGAAGAUGACCCCCAGCAGGAGCUCGUCAACCAGUUCAAUGACAAGAUUGAAAAGCGCAGAGCCUCAUUAGGAUGGGACACGGGGCUUAAUCGAUGGCAGACGAAGCACGAACAAGCUCUUCAAAAGCAAAAUUCUCGGCCGCUUUUUCACACGGAGGGCAACACCAAUGUAGAUUUUGGAGAGGUGGACGAUAACAAUGUUUUUCGCAGCAAGAAGAUUCGGAUCAAGGUCUGUGGAAAGGAAAUCUGGAACUAUCCAUCUCAAAGUGCUAUGGCCCGCGGAGGGUGGCUUCAUUUCUCGAUUCUUGCUAAAGGCACACGGGUAGGUGAGGCUGUACAGGUCUGCCGGAAUUGGGAUGAGUUUUGGAGUCUCAACAUUCUGGCCAUCUAUGCCUACUUCCCUUCGGUCAGCUGGCGCGAGUGGACGGGCGAUACCGUUAGAGGACAACUUCUGCAGCUUGGCUUUAUCCCAAAGUUCUCUUUCAAUCUGGCCGACCGAAUGAGCAUCCGAAAACAGGAUGGACGCCAUACUCAGGGUGGUCGCGCGCAUCAAGCCAAGGAAUACCGAAACUUCAUGUGUGGGCAUAUCAAGCGAAGCGACCCUGUCAGCAGGCGGUUCGUGCAAUAUCUGACCAUGGAAGCUUCCAAGCUUUGUAUCCUCGAGCGUGACGCAAAGACAGGCCGUAUUUUGGUCAGUCCACCGGAAGAAGAGCGAUGGCUCAUCCGGGAGAAACACGGCAUAGGACGGGCUUCGCGCAACGAUUGGAACAUCAUCUCAAAAGUUGACGAAACCCUUUUCGAAAGGGUCGACGAUAUGAUGUACACUCGAUUCCGCUUUGGCUUCAAUGACCAUUACGAGAUUAUUAUUUGGGAUGUUGAAGCUGGCCUCGAUGCUUCUAUCCUGGGGAAUAUUUUCCAAGUCACUUUGUCAAAGGCCUACCGCUUCACAAAUAUCCGCGAUUUCUACAAGCCUGCACAGCAUGUUGUGGAGCAGUUGCAUCGAGAAGAGGUUACCAAAAGAUGCCGUGGCCUCAGACCAGGUGAAGAGUCUAUCUGGGACAAUAUACAGGCCUUGCCAGAUUCUGCGUUCGUGCAUACUAUGUACACAAAAGACAAGAAAGCCGGGGCAUGGGUACGAAGAGACCCCACAGUCCAAGAUAACUACGAGAACUUUUACAACGACAUUGACGUGGCCGAAGACGAGGUCUUGUUCCUCGAAGAGAAAGAAGGAAGACGUGCCACAGCGAUUACGAAUCACUCUGAUUUGAUCAUGCGAGGUUUGGAAGAGAGCGGACCGAGGCUGAUACGGUUCGUUCACGAUCUUGACACAAAUGAUGACUCUGAUGAGUAUACGGAUGCUGCUUUUGCAAUCAAGUCCGGAAAAACUGCAGCGAGCAAGAGUAUAGAAGACAAAGAAGCCAGUGAAAUCUCGAGAGCAGAGGGAAGGAGACCUAAAUCAACCAACGGUUCCAAAACUGUUGCGUUGCGCAAUGGAAAUACAAGAUUCAAUCAGCAAGUGCGGGGUCGUACCACUGAAAGCGCAGCCGUUGACGACUAUCUGCUCACUGAGAUGGAAGCAGGACGGAACAGACAGAUGCGUUGGCAGCAUGACGUUGAUACCUGCCCGAAUGAUUUCGCUGAUGACUGCAGACGCAAUCUUGCACGGAUGGGAUCAAACCGUCCGCCCCGCCAUUGCACACCUUUACAAAGCCGGAAUCAUCGCGCCCUACUACUCCCCUAG
Molecule: messenger RNA, 2139 nt
Organism: Periconia digitata
Lineage: Eukaryota; Fungi; Ascomycota; Dothideomycetes; Pleosporales; Periconiaceae
Source: the annotation of a GenBank genome assembly